Molecule: messenger RNA, 4377 nt
Organism: Cladocopium goreaui
Lineage: Eukaryota; Dinophyceae; Suessiales; Symbiodiniaceae
Source: the annotation of a GenBank genome assembly
AUGGCACGACGCACCUUCGACCUGGCAGAACGCGAUCCCAGGGAGGCCAGGGAGCACAGCCCCAUUCGUAGCAGGGCCGAGCUGGAGGCCAUGAUCGUUCCGACGGAGUAUGAACGCCGUUCCUGUGCUGGCACGGUACCACGGCUUCGUGCCAUGGAGCUACGAGAAGCACGGAAAAAUCCCAAGGUGCGAUUGGGGGAUGAGUUGUCAGCAGCGGCUGCGUCCAAUGACGCUCGAAAGGUCCAGGCUUUGUUGGAUCAAGGUGCUGAUCCAAACUAUAUCAACUUCAUGGUGAACUGUGACCAUCCGUUGUGUCGUACCAAGAGUGCUGAAGUGGCGAAGGUUCUACUUGCCCACCCCAAAAUCAAUGUCAAUGUAAAGGACAUGAAUGACUACAGCAUUUUGAGUAACAUGGUGCUCCACAAUAGACACAAUGUGGAGUUGGUGGCUGCCAUUUUGCAGCACAAAGAUUUGGAUGUCCAUGCAAGCUGCCCCAUCCAGACAGCCGCACGCUUUGCAAGCGUGAACAUGAUCCAGAAAUUGUUGGAACAUCCCAACUUAGACAUCAACGACCGCUGCGGCCUGCUCCAUUGUGCCAUGAAGCGCACAGAUCCUGUGGCUGUAGAUCUAGCAGCAUGGCUUUUGCAGCAUGACACUUUGGAUCUGAAUCUGCGCAGGGAGGAUGGCACCACCGCCUUGAUGCACCUCAGUGGUACGGACUCAAUGACAAUUGAAAUUGGUGAGAAUGAAACCGUGAAGCGCAAGAAGAUCGCAGCACAACAAGUCCAGAUGUUGAAGAUGCUUUUGGUGAGACCUGACUUGGAGGUGAACGCCACGGACUCCAAACAGCUGACUGCUUUGCAUCAUUUCAGCAUUGCUGGGCGAAGCGAUUUGGUUGAGCUUUUGCUGCAGGAUGCCAGGUGUCUCCCAAGCCUCCUUCAGCACGAUGCCGAGGGGCGAACUCCACUGGACGCCGUGAUGGCAGAGAAGAACCUGGAGCGCAAACCCUGGGCGCCGGCACCGAAACUGGCGAAGUAUGAUGAAGUCAUUGCGCUGUUGACCAAGGCGAUGGAACGGCACAAGGCGGAGUUGAAGAAACUUUGUCCUGCUGAACUGUCGAAACAUCCAGGCACUUGGCCCGGCUUUGUCCAGGACUAUGCCAAGCGGCCAACCGAAGAUCUUUGGCCACCUUCUUGCCAUUGGCAGAGGAUACUCCUGUUGAGAUUCUCGUCUCCUGAGACCUCUGAUGAGACAGACCUACGGCUGCUCCUGCAAAUCUGUGAGACCUGGAAGCAUCUUGGGCCGGAAGACGAGAUCUUCACCCUGUCGGAGAAGAGCCGAGCACUUUCACCUUGGUGGAGGUCGAUCUUGGAGCCUCUAGCAGACUUGCCAGAACCUGGCUAUGCUCAAUUUGCCGCUGCUGUGGUCCAGCGAGUCAUUUGCGACUGGUGGCACACGCAGGGGCAGAUGGUGGUGGUUGCCUGGAGCCCAAGGUGUGGCUGGCCGCAAUGGGAGGACUCGGAGUCCUGCGACUGUGCUGCUUUGCAGCGCGAGCAUUUGCAGCUCCUCUUCCAGGCGGAUGGAAUGAAUCGAUCCUUCGUGGAUGGGGGGUUCAACCGCAAUCCCAAUAUCCAUCAGCAACACUUGCCAAAAUUGGCAGAGCGUGGCGAGAAUAUGGGGUGGGCCCGUUUCUUGAUCCGUGCUCCCACCAUCCAUCGGCUAGAUGCCACGUUUGCUGCCCAGGUGAAUUUCGGAGAGCGGAUGAAGACAGCAGCACUGAAGCUGGCGACGUGGAUCAGCGAGACCAGUGACUUCAAUAUGACGGACCUGCUGGACCUUGCUGGCGAAGUGAGGAGCGAAUCAACAGCAAAAGGCGAAGAGGCAAAAAUUGGAGCCAGACGUCUCUUCCAGGAGACGACAAUUGGCAUCUCAGUGUCCCCCAUGCGUCGCUACGGCGCCUUCUGGCACCCGAAAACGCUCGCGGAGCCGUGGCCCAGCGGGCGAACUCAGAUCUGUGAAGCCACAGUGACGUCAGUGCAGGUGGAUGCCGAGUACUGCAGGACUGCUUUGACCAUGCUGAACAUCAGCAACAACUCCGAGCAGAAUGCUUCAAUGAAAGAGAGGCAAGCUGGCGUCUAUCUCAAUGACAGUUGUUUGGUUGUGCUGACACGCACCAUUGGAGUCCCUGCACUGGAUGGUUUGCUGCUGGGCUGGGACUGCUACACUUGGUAUGGGCAAGAGUCUGCCCCGCACUUUGAUAGGAUGUGGGGUGUGAUUUUGCACAGCUCUGUCCUUGCAACAGAUGUGGUCAUCGGUUCACUGAUGCAGGCGGAGGUGGCACGAUAUAGAGCAGCUAUGAAAUCCUUGGCCGACCUUGGCUGCAGGCUGCCUGCUUGGCCUCAGCCAACGUCCAUGGCGUCCAUGGCGUGGGCAGAGCUGCAGAGCAGCACUGCACGGCUGGCAUGGCUAGGUUUUAAUGCGAUGCCUUACAAGCGAGGAAACCCAUCAACAGUGCUGAUGAUUCACCAUGCACUGUGGUUGGCGCUCUUCCCUGAGGGUCGAGACUUGGUCCUGGCGAAGUGUUUGCCACGGCUGCGUCAAGGCCUGCUGCCUGACUUGGAAGCGUUCAGUGUCGACCUUGAAACCUUCGCCCAGGACGUGUGGCCUAGCUGCAAGGAUCGUGGUGGAAAGCCUUUGAAGGUGAAGGGGAGGAAGCCGAGGAGAGCAAAGGCUCAACCUCAACAACUCAUUGAGGCGCACUUGAAGGAUCCUAACUUUCUCCUGGCUUUGCUUCGCCAUUCGCCCACAGCAGACUUUUUGGCAGAAACUUUGAAGAGAAGGGCUUCCCAGGAUGAAGUCUUUGCUGAUUUGGUGGUGCAGUGUUGUAUGCCAAGGACCCCCAAGAUUACAAAAACUCCCUCUACCCCAUGCAAGCGGAGUGCAUCAACCAUGAAGUCCCGAGUCAAGAGCGAAAGCACGGCAAUUUGGCAGAGCGUUGCCCCCCGCUCGCUCCUAGCAGCUUUCGAGGAGUCCCCAGAGUGUCCUGCCAAAGCUGCCAGGCUUCUAGAUGUUGAAGCAAGCGUCUUGGAUCCUUUGCCUUCAGUGCUGGUUGCACAAGUGUCAUCCUAUCUGAAGCUCCGUGAAAAAGUGCAAUUGUUGGGCAGCAACAGGCAAGCCCGCAGUCUGCGGCAGCUGCAGUGCACCUGGCAACCCCUUGUCCUGGAGGCUGAGGAUUGUGCCUACAUCCUUCGGAGGAUAAGAAAGUGUGAUCCCCAAGGCCAUUUGGAGCCCAAGUUUUACCCAGGACCAGCUUGUCCAGCCUGGACCGAAGUGACAGAUGUUACAGUGGAACUAAUGGAGCCGGACCGAGCUGAUGAAAAUGGUGAGCCUCUAACAUCUUUUCGGAAAGCCUCCUCCAUGGCCAAAUACAUUCUGGAUCCCAUCCAUGAGUUUGCCAGGCGCCUCUCAGCUGGUUGGUUUGCUGGUGCUUGGCACUUGCGCCUCUCAAACAUUGAGGCGAAUUGCAUGGAUUCCGGCUUCCUGGAUUUCCGCCUCACUGCUUUCCGAGAUUACAGUCAGUUGAAGUUGGAACAGGAUGGCCUUGAUCCCACGAAAUAUUGCUUGCGUGCCUCACGGGCAAUAUCUCGUCCGCCCAGCAUCAGCGAUGGAUUUGCAAUGGUGCAACAGCGCUUCCCACAAAGCGCUGGGAUCAAUCUAUUGCUGAACUCGCCUGAAGAGAUCACGGAGUCUGAGGAACAGCAAAGGAUAGCAAACUUCAAACUUAUCCAGAGCAUUCCGGAGCAGAUUCCCAAGUCAAAGUCCAAUGACAAGGACCUUGCUUGCGCAGAUCUCUCCAUGGCAAUCGUAGCUGUCAUCGCUGGCCAUGGCAAGGAAGGCCCAUGGACUUCUAGGCCCUAUGUCCGAUCAACAGAAGAGUAUGAAAAGUUGACCGCGCAACAGCUGCGAGAUCGCUUGAAGGCCUUGGGACUUCCAACCAGUGGCCGAAAGGCCCAGUUGAGGAGGCGCUUGGCCGGCAGAGAACAUCGAGUCGAGGCUCAGCCUUUGUCCAACCGCAAGCGUCUUCGUGUGCGUUGGGCUUUGAAGGAGGGGAAGUGGAACCUGACCGUAGCAAAGCACUACGUGCACCCGCCCCAAAGUUUGGGCAGGGGAUCUCGAAACCCGCUGUGUGAUUUGGGAGAAUGCGGAGACAUCAAUUGUGCGCUUUACCGCUUCAGGGCUGGAAGUGAAACUGUGCGGAGUGACUUCCUGAAGUUUUGCUACAAACACAUCGAGGAGCAUUUCAUCAAAUGCAAAGACGAUGGCCUCGUGUCACUCGGAUGCGUUCUUCGUAUUUCACCAUUCAUCACCUUUUUUUAA